Messenger RNA from Knipowitschia caucasica, 1362 nucleotides. The record is from the annotation of a GenBank genome assembly. Lineage: Eukaryota; Metazoa; Chordata; Actinopteri; Gobiiformes; Gobiidae.
AUGGGGAGGAAGAGGAUGGAGGAGGAAGAGGAUGGGGAGGAAGAGGACGGGGAGGAAGAGGAUGGGGAGGAAGAGGAUGGGGGAGGAAGAGGAUGGUGGAGGAGAGGAGGAUGGGGGAGGAAGAGGAUGGGGAGGAAGAGGAUGGGGAGGAAGAGGACGGGGAGGAAGAGGACGGGGAGGAAGAGGAUGGGGAGGAAGAGGACGGGGAGGAAGAGGACGGGGAGGAAGAGGACGGGGAGGAAGAGGAUGGGGGAGGAAGAGGAUGGGGAGAGAAGGAAGAGGAUGGAGGAGGAAGAGGAUGGGGAGGAAGAGGAGGGGAGGAAGAGGAUGGGGAGGAAGAGGAUGGGGGAGGAAGAGGAUGGGGGAGGAAGAGGAUGGUGGAGGAAGAGGAUGGGGGAGGAAGAGGAUGGGGGAGGGAAGAGGAUGGUGGAGGAAGAGGAUGGGGGAGGAAGAGGAUGGAGGAGGAAGAGGAUGGGGAGGAUGAGGACGGGGAGGAAGAGGAUGGAGGAGGAAGAGGAUGGGGGAGGAAGAGGAUGGGGAGGAAGAGGAUGGGAGAGGAAGAGGAUGGGGAGGAAGAGGAUGGGGAGAGGAAGAGGAUGGGGAGGAAGAGAUGGGGAGGAAGAGGACGGGGAGGAAGAGGAUGGAGGAGGAAGAGGAUGGGGGAGGAAGAGGAUGGGGAGGAAGAGGACGGUGAGGAAGAGGACGGGGAGGAAGAGGAUGGGGACGAAGAGGAUGGGGGAGGAAGAGGAUGGGGAGGAAGAGGAUGGGGAGGAAGAGGACGGGGAGGAAGAGGACGGGGAGGAAGAGGAUGGGGGACGAAGAGGAUGGGGGAGGAAGAGGAUGGAGGAGGAAGAGGACGGGGAGGAAGAGGGAUGGGGACGAAGAGGAUGGGGAGGAAGAGGAUGGGGGAGGAAGAGGACGAUGAGGAAUGAGGACGGGGAGGAAGAGGACGGGGAGGAAGAGGAUGGGGACGAAGAGGAUGGGGAGGAAGAGGAUGGGGAGGAAGAGGAUGGGGAGGAAGAGGACGGUGAGGAAGAGGACGGUGAGGAAGAGGAUGGGGGAGGAAGAGGACGGGAGGAAGAGGACGGGGAGGAAGAGGAGGAAGAGGACGGGGAGGAAGAGGACGGGGAGGAAAGAGGAUGGGGGAUGAAGAGGAUGGAGGAGGAAGAGGAUGAUUCCACGGCGGGAGCAGAAGUGGCGAGGAGAGCAGAAGUGGCGGUGGCAGGUGGCGUGUUUGGAUCUUUGCCAAACCAGAGACUUCGGCGAGUCCUGGAGAGACAGAUGUUCCGGAGAGAGCCGGGAUUGAUUCGAGAGCUCUACUUUGGCGCCGCAAGUGUCAAGACUCGAGACCGACGCAGAUAG